AACGAUCAUGACUUUGACUCGAGAAAAUUUCGUCUUUCAUCAUGGAAGGAGGUUUCUUGUUUGAUCCCUUGGACAAUUCACGGUGUCUACACGCUGCUUUGACAGCUUAAGUGGAAAUCGCUACCGAAGAAUUCACGGGAAUCGAAUUUUAAAACUUGUUACAGAGAUCAUGUCAAUUUCCCGACCCCGAGUAACGAACGUCCGCGCCUAGAAUACUUACCUGAUUCGUAAACAAAGUUGAUCGCUCAGGGAAGAAGGGACAGCGCACUAUACAGCUAGAAUAAAUGGGUCAUAGCAAAUUUGAUGCAUCUUUGGUGAAGGCCUUCGCCGCAGGAUCUUUGAGCGGCACUUGUUCUACUCUGCUAUUUCAACCAUUUGAUCUGGUAAAAACUCGUUUGCAAGUGGAAGGAACGGCUUUAUCUUCUGCUGGACGGCUUAAAUUAGGCGGAAGCAAUGGCAUGCUUUAUACGUUUUACUCAGUGGCUCGAAGAGAGCAUAUUGUUGGACUCUGGAGAGGACUUGUUCCGGCAUUGUCAAGAUGUGUCCCUGGAAUUGGAUUGUACUUCAGCGCUCUUCAUGGUUUGUCACAAUUUACUAGUGAGGAAAGAACCUUGGGAGAAUCAGUUUUAUUAGGAGCAAGUGCCAGAACAAUAGCAGGAAUCACCCUCUUGCCAGUUACUGUAGUGAAAACUAGAUAUGAGAGUGGAUUUUAUAGCUACAGCAGUAUGUUGGAUGCAAUGACGUCAAUCUGGAGGAGGGAAGGAGGAAAAGGCUUAUAUAGUGGGUUGCUGGCAACUGUAGCACGUGAUGCCCCAUUUUCAGGGCUUUACUUGAUGUUUUACACCAUGAUAAAGAGACAAGCAAAGAAUGGACUUGGUACACCAGAACUCCAUGCAUUUGAGACUUUCAUAUGUGGUUCUCUGGCUGGAGUCAUAGCUUCAGUUGUAACACAGCCUGCUGAUGUGGUGAAGACAAGACUUCAAUUGUUUCCACACAAGUAUAACAGCACAGGCAGUGCAGUCUAUUGUAUAUUAAAGACAAAUGGAGUAUUUGGACUCUUCAAGGGUCUAGUUCCCCGCUCAGUGAGAAGAACUCUCAUGGCAGCCAUGUCAUGGACUGUUUAUGAAAGACUUUCAAGAGAAUUGGGAUUGAUCACCUGAUAAUGGCAAUGAAAACAGUUCACCAGGUGUAAGGUUACUUUAUAACACCAGCUGACACACACAAGGGCAAAAUCCAGGAGAAAGCACUUGUUAUUUAAGUGGUUUUAUAUCCAGCAGGAGUCCCAUCAUCAACUUUUCAGCCAAGUACUAAGUGGGCUGGCAAAGCAGAUUUCUGGUGUUGUGCUCAUGCACACUAAAAGUCAAGGAGGGAACAGACAGUUAUGUGUUAUGAUAGUCAUGUGAACU
Molecule: messenger RNA, 1406 nt
Organism: Pocillopora verrucosa
Lineage: Eukaryota; Metazoa; Cnidaria; Anthozoa; Scleractinia; Pocilloporidae
Product: mitochondrial glycine transporter-like
Biological process (GO): glycine import into mitochondrion
Cellular component (GO): mitochondrion; mitochondrial inner membrane
Molecular function (GO): glycine transmembrane transporter activity
Source: RefSeq, a predicted model, not a curated record